UUCAAGCACUCCGUCCACUUAAACAAGCUCGACCUACUUGAAUGGAAAUCGUUCCUGUUCACAGUAAAAGGCUUCAUAGCCCACUGCACAUACGACCACCUUCUAAUUUCAUCACCUCUUUCCGUGAAUUUACCGCAUCUAUUUAUCAGUUUCUACUCUUCCAUGCAAACCCAUUAUGGAUUCAACUCUGCUACUUCUUCUUUGUUUCUUCAAUUGGUUUCCUACUUCUAAAGAUUUUGCCCAUGCGAGAUGCGGCGAGAAAUAAGCCGAAGGACUUGGACUUGUUCUUCAUGGCGGUUUCCGCGAACACUGUGUCGAGCAUGGACACUGUCGAAAUGGAGGCUUUCUCUAACUCCCAGCUUAUGAUAUUAACUCUUCUCAUGCAACUAGGUGGGGAGGUGUUCAUUUCCAUGGUCGGUCUUCAGUUCACCAGGAUCAAGCUCGAGAAGAAGGAAACUCCAUAUAAUAAAGCUAACAUAGAACUCAUGAGCUCCAAAGAACUUGCCAAUGACUCCGACCAACCUGAGCUCGGGACGGUGGACUCCGGUGCAAUUAGUCCCGAGAGUGGCUCGGGGUACUUGAGGUACAGUUCUAUAAAGCAACUGGGAUUUGUGGUGUUGGGUUAUCUCUUAGCAGUUCAGAUCGUUGGCUAUGUGCUUAUCUUAGCGUAUGUAAGCCUCGUUCCAAGUGCAAGAGCUGUGCUUGAUGGCAAGGGGAUCCAUUUCCAGACCUUCUCCAUCUUCACUACGGUUUCUUCCUUCACCAACUGCGGCUUCAUUCCGACCAACGAGAACAUGAUGGUGUUUAAGAAUGGUUCCGGACUUCUUCUAUUGAUCAUAGUGCAGAUCCUCGCGGGGAACACCAUGUUCCCUUCAUUCUUAAGGUUGGUCAUAUUGGUCUUCGAGAAGCAUUCAAAUAGGCUAGAGUUCGAUUUUAUGGCGAAGAAUCAACGAGAGAUAGGGUUUGAUCACUUGCUCCCCGGCCGUCGUGCAGUGCUACUUGCCCUCACUGUGCUUGGGUUUGUGAUGGUCCAACUCAUACUCUUCUGCUGCUUGGAAUGGAGGUCUGAGGGCUUGGAUGGGCUGAGCCCAUACCGGAAGAUCCUGGCCUCACUCUUUCAGUCGGUUAACUCGCGGCACGCCGGCGAGACCAUUGUUGAUCUCUCCACCAUCUCGCCAGCCAUCUUGGUGCUCUACGUGGUCAUGAUGUACCUUCCUCCUUAUACUUCUUUUAUUCCUUUAGGAGAUGAUGAUGGGCCUUCAGAGCGUAAGGAAGGUGGCAGCAAGAGAAAAAACCUUGUGCAAAACUUGAUUCUCCCGCAGCUCGCAUGCUUAGCCAUCUUUGUCAUCAUCAUCUGCAUCACAGAGAGGAAGAAGCUCUCCGAAGAUCCCUUGAACUUUAGCGUCUUAAACAUAGUCAUCGAGGUGGUCAG
Molecule: messenger RNA, 1432 nt
Organism: Elaeis guineensis (African oil palm)
Lineage: Eukaryota; Viridiplantae; Streptophyta; Magnoliopsida; Arecales; Arecaceae
Source: RefSeq, a predicted model, not a curated record